ACUCAGACGCUGCUCUUGUCGCCGGCAUCGCCAAUUCCACGGGCUUGGACGCUUCUCGUCCGGUUUCGAUCUUCCUGCUGCUAUCUUGAACGCUCAAUUGAUAUUUCCCCGCAGACCGCACCUCCCACAUUCACAAUGCCGCCUCGCGUACGCAUCUCGAGCGGCCGCAUCUCUCAGCCGGUCCGCCGCCAAAGGCUCUAUCGCCAUGAACUCCCUAUUGCUGCCAGAUAUGCCAGCACCGCGACGACUCCUGCCCCGUCAAUUGAGCAGAUGACACACUCUCCCGUCCCGAUUGCCCACUACCCUCCCUCGCAGCCUCCCUCGCACCGCAAUCCCGAGUACCGCAGGUCACAGCUCCUCCGGCAAUACACCUCCAUUAUCCGCACCAGCCCUCUCAUCGUCUUCUUCCAGCACGAUAACCUCCAAUCGGUCGAGUGGUCGGCUAUUCGCCGAGAGCUGAGCAAGGCCAUGCAGAAGGUGGACGAGAAGAUUGCCGCCGAAGGCCGGACCGCUCCCGCCGUAGCUCCGCACGUCAAGGUCCAGAUCGUCCAGACGCGCAUCUUCGAGGUCGCCCUCCGUAUCGUGGAAUACUUCCGACCCAGCCAGGCGACAUUGGAAAGUGGUCUCCCGGUCAGCGCCGUCAACCCGGGGACGCAAACAUCCGCCGAAAUCCCUCUCACGGGAUCGCGGGACGACCCAUCUCUCUCCCACGACCUUUCCCGUACUGCCUACGAAGCCGUGUCGAACAUGAAGGGCAAGCACGAACUUUCUUCGCUCCUCGUCGGUCCCCUGGCCGUGCUCACCAUCCCCCACGUUUCCCCGGAACAUUUGAAGGCUGCAUUGACGGUUCUGGCCCCUAAGGCGGUUGGUCUCCCUGCGCCGCCGCGCAAGGCCAACCCGGGCUGGCAUGAAAUCCCCGUUCAGAACGGGUUGAGCAAGCUUUCUUUGACUGCUGCUCGUAUUGAUGGCCAGCUCUUCGACGCUGAGCAGUCCAAGUGGGUCAGCAGCAUCGAGGGUGGUAUUGAUGGCUUGCGUUCGCAGGUUGUCAUGGCCCUGCAGACCAUGGGAUCUAGCAUUACGAAUGCUCUGGAGGGCGCUGGAAAGAGCCUUUACGUCACGCUUGAGAGCAGGAAGCAAGAUAUGGAGGAGAAGGAGAAAGGCCCGGACGACAAGAACAAGGGUGAUUCUGCGUGAACAGUCUAAGCCUGUUUCAUUUGUCUGUCCGGCUUUCUAUGUAUAAUAAAAUCUCUUGUACUUCUCCCCUUGUGUUGUUUUCUUUUUCUUUUCUUUACCCUUCAAGACCAUGAUUGUUUUAGCACAUGACGUUUCUUUAGAACAGGAGUCCAAGUUCUAGGUACAAUUACAUACUCAGUUUCAC
Messenger RNA from Aspergillus heteromorphus CBS 117.55, 1378 nucleotides. Its product is annotated as mitochondrial 54S ribosomal protein uL10m. Gene Ontology annotation, cellular component: mitochondrial large ribosomal subunit. Lineage: Eukaryota; Fungi; Ascomycota; Eurotiomycetes; Eurotiales; Aspergillaceae. The record is from RefSeq and is a predicted model, not a curated record. The transcript has a single exon. Gene Ontology annotation, molecular function: structural constituent of ribosome. Gene Ontology annotation, biological process: translation. The coding region runs from base 136 to 1194 and encodes 352 amino acids.